Messenger RNA from Pyrus x bretschneideri (Chinese white pear), 426 nucleotides. RefSeq names its product deoxyhypusine synthase-like. Lineage: Eukaryota; Viridiplantae; Streptophyta; Magnoliopsida; Rosales; Rosaceae. The record is from RefSeq and is a predicted model, not a curated record. Gene Ontology annotation, biological process: peptidyl-hypusine biosynthetic process. The transcript has 2 exons. Bases 14 to 277 code for a protein of 87 amino acids. Gene Ontology annotation, molecular function: deoxyhypusine synthase activity. Gene Ontology annotation, cellular component: cytoplasm.
AAGGAAGACUGGAAUGAUCAUUCUCGGAGGGGGCAUGCCCAAACAUCACAUUUCCAAUGCCAAUAUGUUUCGUAAUGGUGCGGAUUAUGGUGUCUUCAUCAAUACUGCGCAAGAGUUUGAUGGGAGUGAUUCUGGAGCGCAUCCUGACGAGGCUGUAUCAUGGGGAAAAAUACAGGAUUCUGCCAAAACUGUCAAGGUGCAUUGCGAUGCAAUGAUUGCUUUCCCUCUGCUGGUUGCUGAAACAUUUGCGAAGAACGCUGUCCAGACUACGACUUGACACAGUUUUUGAUUGCAAAGAUUGAUUCAUAGUAUACGGUCUUUACAUGAUAAAGCCGCUAACAUAGGGUUAGGAAGCAUUCUGAUAGCGCAUUUCUUCCCCGUAUGUUGGAUUAAAUUGAUUUACUUUAUUUCCUUUAUCUUGGAGGU